This is a messenger RNA of Adineta ricciae, 540 nucleotides long. Lineage: Eukaryota; Metazoa; Rotifera; Eurotatoria; Adinetida; Adinetidae. The record is from the annotation of a GenBank genome assembly.
AUGGAGUCGUUCAAAGAAUGUGCCAUCGAAUGCAAUCAGAACGUCAUGUGCCGGGUUUUCAAUUACAACGCAGUGAACUCUCAAGAAUGUCGAUUGUUGGAAGGCGACACGAAUGCUCUAGGCGAUAUUGUUAUAUCUUCUUCGGCCCAAUUAGCAGUUGGCGCAGUUCAUAUCUCCGCGAACGAUUUCAUUGAAUAUGUCCGUCCAUGUACUUCUUUUUGUAAAAGUCGUUAUUUGAUGUGCGGCAGCAGUUUAACAUGCGAAUGCAUCAAACAUACUUAUUGGGACCAAAUAUCAUUUACACUUGUCUACCAUACAGACAAUGCGGACGUAAGUUGUUUUCAUUGGUACUUUGUUGUUUCUAAAGUAGCUUUGACUUAUAUCACCUGCACAACUGUUGCUGGUUACGGCAAUGAAUCGUCGGGAAAUGAUGCAACAAGAAUUUAUGCACAUCGUUCUAUCUAUGUUUCGCCGAUUGAUGAAACUCUCUAUGUCAGUGUUUCGAAAGAUUGUCGAGUUGAACGUUUCGAUUUUGAAUAA